CACGGUGGCCGCCGGGAUGCCGGCUCCUCCCCAGGUCCUCCGAGCCCGGAAAUCACGGUGGCCGCCGGGAUGCCGGCGCCUCCCCAGGUCCUCCGAGCUCGGAAAUCACGGUGAAUAACCUACCAGUUCCAGCGUGUCUUGAUGCGCGCCGACGCAUGAUGUCAGCACGCCCCAUUGCACGCUGGGAUAUCGGAGGCUAUCUCGGUCCUCCAACCCUUCCAGCCGUUCCGCUGGGUUUAAGUGGCCGCUGCUCCGCCACCUGAGCGCCGCCUCUCUCCUCUCCGUCGCUGCCGGUUGCCUGGGCGGGGUUUCGGGUCAGAUUGCUGCUGUGACAUGGCUACAUGAUCGAGGGAAUGUGUACCAGGGAAGAGGCCGGCCUCCUCCUCCUCCUGCUGCUGCUGCUGCCCUUGUCUGAGGCUGAGGGAGCGCCCCAAGCACUCGCCACUUUACAAGAGGCUCUUUGGGGAGGAUCUGGAAUUCUUAUUGACAAUUGAUAAAUGCUUCACAAGUUGGGAGAGUUUGAUCGUAGCCAGGAAUGGAAGUGAAGCUGACUGACUUCACUCUGGAAUUUCAAUAGCCCAAUCACCUGUGCAAAUUACUUGGUUCCAAAACUUCCAGAACAGAUGCUCCCUGACCUACUGAGUAUUUUCAGCAUAUUUGUUUCGUGAGGAAUCUGGUGAAGUUUCAUGGUACACUUUAGGCUGGGUGACCAAAACUCUACACAAUACUCCAGGGUGCCGUGUUGACACCGGUGCAGAGGAGGAUGGGGAAGAGGCGGUGCCUUCAAGCAGAGCCGACCCUCGAGCAGAAGAUAGCAGCGGGUUGCUGUGGAGUAAAGAAGCCCAAGCUAUCUGGCAGCAAUGUGCACAACCAGCUGAAUCACUCUGGCACCGGCCUAGGCUGUGGCUCGGUGCCUAGCCUGCAGUCUGGAACAGCCCUGGGGAACCACCACAACUACAGCCAGAACCACAACUACAGCCAGAACCAUUGCGAGAGGAAUAACCGGGAGAGCAAUGGGAACCUGAACUCCUUGAACUCCACACUCAGCUCCGUGACUGGGCUGACUGCAGUGGGAAGUCGUCCAAACGGGACUGGGCACAGUGGGACCAGUGGACUGAAUGUGAGGAACUUGGUGGUGACCGCAGAGAUGUGCUGCUACUGCUUUGAUGUGUUGUACUGUCAUCUGUAUGGAUUCCCACUGCCCCGAUCACCCAGGUUCACCAAUGACCCAUACCCGUUGUUUGUAACAUGGAAGAUGGGCCGGGAUAAACGUCUGCGAGGCUGCAUUGGAACCUUCUCUGCCAUGAACCUUCAUUCAGGACUCAGGGAAUACACACUUACCAGUGCCCUUAAGGACAGUCGCUUCCCCCCGCUGACUCGUGAGGAACUUCCCAAACUCUUCUGCUCUGUUUCGCUGCUCACUAACUUUGAGGAUGCCACCGAUUACCUGGACUGGGAGGUGGGAGUACAUGGGAUUCGAAUAGAGUUUGUGAAUGAGAAGGGGGCAAAACGCACAGCAACGUACCUACCGGAAGUGGCCAAGGAACAGGACUGGGACCAGAUUCAGACUAUAGACUCUCUUUUGCGUAAAGGAGGUUACAAAGCUCCCAUCACAAAUGAAUUCAGGAAAGCAAUCAAGCUCACCAGGUACCGCAGCGAGAAAAUAACAAUUAGCUACGCUGAGUACAUGGCUUCGCGACAGCACUAUUUUCAGAAUGGCACCCUCCAUGCCCCACCUCUCUACAAUCAUUACUCCUGACAACAAGCAGCACGACCAAUCACAGGACUCCAGCUACCACCUCAUUGGAGGUGACGCCUCCUCUUCCUGGUCUAGUUACUUUUACUACUGCACUAUUUUAUGAUGCUAGCUUCCGUUGCCAAGCACGCCUUCGGUUAGCUCUACCUCAGACAGACUUGGCAACGGAACGCUGCGACAAGACAGAAUAUUGUUUUGGGGAAGGGAGGGAUUUCUAACAAAUCUUGUUUCUGUUUCUAUACUUGUUUACCUAUGUUUGCCUUACUUUGGUAACUUGCAGGACUCCAUGUAUGAGUUGCAAGUUUUUUAGUACUGAAACCAUUGACGUGCGUAGGGUGCUCAGUCUCUUCACCAAUGGAUGAUGUAUCCACUGGGUUGUUGCUUUAGUCUUGCCUCCCUAAACCCAAAGGUCACUGGUUUGCAGUUUUCAUUUGGUGAAUCGUGGGAUGUGAUUUCCCCAAAAUGCUGCUCAAAGUGGGGAGAAAAUUCCAAAAUCCUGUGUAAUAAAAACAGAGUUUGACAUUAUUCAGUCCGCACAAGCCAAUGGUCAGUCAGUAGGUGCAGUUGAAAAUACAGUCAGGACUGAAACGCUUUCCUAUGUUACUUUAAAGUCCUGUUCCCCAUGACACGAGUAAGUAUUAACUUGAAGUAAAUAGCGGGACUUCUAACGGACAGGCUGUGCAUAAUUGCCAAGUGGUACGCAAUUAUGUGUGCGUGCCUACAGGUCAAGCAUAAACCAAGUGUGAAUGCUGGAUUUCUUUGCACAUUAUACAAGAUUUCAGCACAGUCCCAGUUCCAGCAGUCACUCUGGCAAUAAUCUGGUUACCUUUUAAUCAACAGUGUUGGAGGGGUAGUAAAAUCUAGUUUUUUUUUGUUGGCCUCAUUUACUACUUGUAUAUCUAUAGCCCAAGCAUACAUUUUGUGAAUGAAAACCCUUUGAUAAAGUGAAUUGUAUUUA
Molecule: messenger RNA, 2714 nt
Organism: Pristis pectinata (smalltooth sawfish)
Lineage: Eukaryota; Metazoa; Chordata; Chondrichthyes; Rhinopristiformes; Pristidae
Product: AMMECR1-like protein
Exons: 10
Coding region: 764-1759 (331 amino acids)
Source: RefSeq, a predicted model, not a curated record